CAGCAUUUAGGGCAGGAAGGCUUUAGGGAAGGAAAGCAGAGCAAAAGAAACUUGGAGGAUUUCAGAUUUAACUCACAACUCACCUCACAGCUCCAGAAAGCAGCCACAGUCUGAGAGGCAAAACUUUACUGCAGGCGGUUGUUUCCACUUCUCUCUGGGCUGUUCAGCUUGAGACGUCAGCUGGUUGGCAACACCUGGUUUUGUUAAGUUCUGACCCAGAGCCCUAGCUGACCCAUGAGGCUGGAAGCUGCAGCAAGGAUGGAUCUGUUUAGGAAGCUGUGGAGGGCGAGGAAGCUGAUCCUGGUCGUCUUCAUCCCACUGUCCCUGCUGCCGCUGCCACUGAUACACCCAACCAGCGAAGCAUGCUGUGCCUACGUACUGAUGGUGACAGCUGUCUACUGGGUGUCAGAAGCGGUUCCUCUGGGGGCUGCCGCCCUGGUACCGGCCUUCCUCUACCCUCUUUUUGGGGUGCUCAAGUCGAGUGAAGUAGCGGCCGAGUACUGCAAAGACACCACUCUCCUGCUGAUGGGAGUCAUCUGCCUGGCCGCGUCCAUAGAAAAGUGGAAUCUGCACAAGCGAAUCGCUUUGCGGAUGGUGAUGAUAGCAGGAGCCAAACCUGGCAUGUUGGUGCUGGGCUUCAUGUGCUGCACUGUAUUUCUGUCCAUGUGGCUCAGCAACACAUCCACCACAGCCAUGGUGAUGCCCAUCGCUGAGGCUGUCCUGCAACAGCUCAUCUGCACCGGCCUGGCCGACAGCCACGACGACUUGGACACCGCUGAGGCCACUGAGGAUGAAAGCGGUGAGUCGGACAAAGAGGAUAACCUGGAAAAGAACCAGUUGGAGCUCCUUUAUUGCAGCGACAGUAAUUGCACCAAGCAAGAACUAAAUGAGGUGCAGACGCUGGAAGUCAACGGUUCAGGUUUAAUUCAAAAGCCGACCCAGGACUUCAUCACACACACCAACGGUCACUUGCCACAGAUUGCCAUCGAGAUCCCAAAUGUGAAGCGGGUAAAGGCUCGGAGAGACUCCCAGUAUCCCACCAAGAGGGAUCACAUGAUCUGUAAAUGUCUGUCACUCAGCAUCACGUACGCUGCAACCAUCGGUGGCCUCAUCACCAUCACUGGCACGUCCACUAAUCUCAUCUUUGCAGAACAAUUCAACACACGUUAUCCAGAUGCCAAAGUGAUCAAUUUUGGAACAUGGUUCAUCUUCAGCUUCCCCAUCGCCAUCAUCAUGCUGGUGCUCACCUGGCUGUGGCUGCACUGCCUCUUCCUCGGCUGCAACUUCAGAGAAACCUGCUCGCUGAGUAAGAAACGAAAGACCAAGAAGGAAUUGAUGUCGGAGAAAAGGAUCCAGGAGGAGUACAUCAAACUGGGACCCAUAAGCUACCCAGAGGUUGUGACUGGCGUCUUCUUCAUUUUGAUGACUCUGCUGUGGUUCACCAGAGAACCAGGAUUUGUACCUGGCUGGACGUCUCUUUUUGAAAAGAAAGGCUACCGGACUGAUGCGACAGUCUCCGUUCUCCUGGGUUUCCUGCUCUUCCUCAUCCCAGCCCGACGACCGUUCUCCUCUUCCUCCUCCAGCAGCUGCAAAAUUUCAGAUUCCGAGUCAGACGCACUGGCUCCUAUGAUCACCUGGAAGGACUUCCAGAGACUGAUGCCAUGGGAGAUUGUCAUCCUGGUGGGAGGGGGCUACGCUCUGGCUGCAGGAUGCAAGGUGUCUGGCCUGUCUGUGUGGAUUGGCCGGCAGCUGGAGCCCAUGAGUGGGCUUCCUCCGUGGGCGGUCACCCUGCUGGCCUGCCUGCUGGUCUCGGCGGUCACAGAGUUCGCCUCCAACCCGGCAACUCUCACCGUCUUCCUGCCCAUCCUGUCAGCACUGUCAGAGACGCUGCACAUCAACCCUCUCCACACUCUGAUUCCCUCCACCAUGUGUGUGUCAUUUGGGGUUAUGCUUCCAGUGGGGAACCCCCCCAACGCCAUCGUCUUCAGUUACGGUCACGUGCAAAUCAGCGACAUGGUGAAGGCAGGCUUUGGCGUGAACCUCAUUGGCGUGGCAGUUGUCAUGCUGGCCAUCACCACAUGGGGCGUCCCUCUCUUCAACCUGACAGAAUUCCCAGACUGGGCAGUGUCUCGGAACGUAACCGGUAUUUUAUAACCAUUGGAAGUGAAACCAUGGAGACAAGAUGGGAACAUUCACUGAAGGACUGACGGUAGUUUUAACUAAUGCAGUGAGGAGGAGGUGGCCAUUGUCAGAUGGAUGGGGUCGGACCAAAUUUCAGCAGACGGUAAUAUUUCAAUGUAUUUUCAGACCCAACAACAACAACAGUUUUGGUUUUCUACACUUGUAUUAAGAUGUAUUUGUUACAUAUUUAAUUUUCUUACAGUUCCAACAUAAUUGCUGGUCGGGGAAGCUAGUCCUUAGUCCGUUCAAAUAUAAUAUCCGUCAUCACAAUAUCAGUUCAUCCAUAUUAAAAACACCUGAACUCCCUUGCGGUGCUCUGAACUUCAGUUGUUCUGCACACCGUGUACAUUUCUAACAGCCUGCUACACCACAAUCAAACGUCACAGCGUCAGCACCUAUGUGUCAACUACGUAUCCCAGUAAGUAACUUUGAUACACAUAAUAUCUACAAAACACAUCCACGAUAGCUUCAAGGGUAACUUCACCAGUAAUGACGAGGGCUACAGUAACAUUUUAACAUGUAAAAGCAAACAACAACAACUCAAGUAAUUCAACUCUCACCGACAACACUUAAAUAAGUCAUUGCCAAAAACCAUAUUUAGGAUUUUGGAUCACUUCAGAGGUGUUGUUUUCUUUGCCAGACUACAUUACACUCUUGGUUCUAACUGACACCCAUGUGAGGCAGACAACAAUGACAACAAUGUAGCAGUCAUGCAAUAUUGUCAUCAAACCUGCUGGCAGGUUCAAGUGCUAAAACCGACUUUACUUUAGCGUCUGUUUGAUACAACUGAAGGUUAUAUUUUGACCAGGAAAAUAAAAACUCUAGGUAUUUUACCAGGAUUUCUGCUGGGGUUGUUCAUCUGGGAGUUUGGGCUCAUCAGAGCACCAAAGAGUGCGGUAAAAAAAGAACUUUUUCAACAAAGGGUCUGAAUGGAGGAGUAGUCUCAUCAAUCAUCUGUAAAAUCACAAAGUUGUGUUUCUAUUUUUACAACUUUUUUAUAUAUAUAUAACACUGUGGUUCAUGUGUAGGUCUUAGCUCAGACACAAAUCAAGGUUAUAUUUUGUAAUUUGUUGGUUCAUCUCAGCGUUGCAGCAGCUGUGGUGACAACAUAUGUGUGUGUACAUAUUUAAAGAUUUGUAAAAUAAAACAUGCCUUCAACUCUAAUAACCUGUAAUAUGACACAAUUUUUUUUUCACAUUCGUGUGAAACCGAAUAGCGACAAGCUGAAAACAAUAAACUUUUUA
Molecule: messenger RNA, 3425 nt
Organism: Synchiropus splendidus (mandarinfish)
Lineage: Eukaryota; Metazoa; Chordata; Actinopteri; Syngnathiformes; Callionymidae
Gene: slc13a4
Product: solute carrier family 13 member 4
Exons: 16
Coding region: 235-2154 (639 amino acids)
Biological process (GO): monoatomic anion transmembrane transport
Cellular component (GO): membrane
Molecular function (GO): transmembrane transporter activity
Source: RefSeq, a predicted model, not a curated record